AGAGAGAGAGAGAGAGAGAGAGGGGAGAAAAGAGGACGAGAUCUGAUCAUUUUCAGCUCAGGUACUUUGCCUAAACUGGGAAUUUUCGUGGACCCUUUUCAAAAGGUGUUGUCUUUCGAUUCUGUAUCUGCUUCCUGUACAAGGAGAAAAAGAAAAAUGGCUAUUGAGAUUGCGGGAUUCGAGAUGGCCCCAGCACCCACGGAGGUUCCAUACGUGAAGGAAAAUGGGCAAUUCGAUAAGGGCACAACGUUAGGCGAGACCGUGACAUUGGGUUCGCAUGAGGAGAAGCCCAGUUUGGGAGAAGGUAACAAGGUUUCGGAAGUGAAUUUUCCAACGGAUGCCAUUGAUGAAUGGCCUGCGCCUAAGCGGAUCCACACUUUCUAUAUGGUGAAGUAUCGCUCUUACGAGGACCCAUCAAUAAAAGUCAAAAUCGAGCAGGCUGAUAAAGAGAUUCAGCGGAGGAAUCUAGCCAAGUUCCAGAUCACUGAAACAUUGAGGGAGAAGAGGUCGGAGAGGGCAGAUCUAAUUGCUCAAUUAAAAGCUCUUGGGGUGGAGAAUAGGAACUUCAAUAUUAUUCUGGACGAGAAGAGAAAGGAUAUGGAGCCCCUGCAUGAGGCGCUGGGCAAGCUUCGCCAUGCGAACACUGGUGGUCGAGGAAGUGGCUUAUGCUCAUCUGAGGAAGAACUUAAUCUGCUUAUCCAGAGCUUGAAUUACCGCAUCCAACAUGAGAGUAUCCCGUUGACAGAGGAGAAGCAACUUCUACGGGAGAUUAAGCAGCUUGAGGGGACUCGGGAGAAAGUCAUUGCAAAUGCUGCAAUGAAGGCAGAGGUUCAAAAGUCAGUUGGAGAGAAAGAAGCCAUUCAAGACCGAGUCAAACUUAUAGGUGCUGGUCUGGACGAGGUGAGGAAGGAUCAGCAGGUGGUUAAGGCAAAAAUUAAGGUUCUUAAGGAAGAGCUGGAGGCGAUAGAUGCGGAAAUCAAGUCUUUUCAAGAUGAGCUGUCAAAUGUUAUCCAGAAGAAGGAUAUAGCAUAUGAAACUAUUCAGGAAUUGAGGAGAAAGCGUGACGAAGGGAAUGCCUGUUUUUACCGUAAUCGUACACUCUUGAACCAAGCCAAAGAGCUUGCAGCUAGGAGAGAUGUCAGAGCCAUUGAAGAAAUUGCUCAUUCUGAGGUCGAGAACUUCUUUGCUCUCUGGAAUGGUCCCAGAAGUUUCAGGGAGGAUUAUGAGAACAGAAUUGCAUCAUCUCUGGAUUUUAGACAGAUGAGUAGAGAUGGACGAACAAAGUCCCCUGACGAGAAACCAGUGGCAGUGGUGCGAGAUUCAGUAUCCUUGGAAACAGAGUCACUCGUCAAGGCCAGUGCAAAAAAAGCAGCAAAGGAAGAUCCCAAGACGAUGGUGCAGCACAAUACUGCUCCCGCACAAAAGGUCCAGAAAGAGACUGUUAAGAAUGUCCAGAAAGAGACCGUUACAAAAGUCCAGAAAGAGACCGUUACUAAAGUAAAGGAUAUUGAAACCACACCAGAGCAUCAUGAACUAGCUGAAAAGGAGAAUGCUGACUCACAGAAACCUCCGAAGCGCACUCCGCCCGUGGUUAAUGAGGUCGAUCUGGUGAAGCUGAAAGAGAUGAAAAGAGAGGAGGAGAUUGCUAAAGCUAAGCAGGCUAUGGAGAGGAAGAAGAAGCUGGCCGAGAAAAAUGCUGCCAAAGCGGCCAUAAAGGCACAAAAGGAAGCCGAAAAGAAACUCAAGGAACGGGAAAAGAAGGCAAAGAAGAAAGCGGGUACAUCUGCUCCUGCUACUGAUUCGGAUGAAGCUGCUCAAGUACCUGAAGAAUCAGUUGAAAUGGAGAAGGUGGAUCCAGGUGUCGAGGCCGUCCUUCCUGUGAAGGAGAAGUUCACCAAGGAGAAUCCAGUCAGACACAGGACUCGUACAAAAGGCGCGGAAUCGCUCCCAAAGGCAAUACUCAAGCGGAAGAAGUCAAGCAACUACUGGGUUUACGUUGCUCCCGUUGCUGUUGCUGUUACAGUUGCUCUGUUGCUAGUUUUAGGAUACUACUAUACUUACUGAAGCAGAGAUACUGCUAGCGAGUAUAGUGAUGGACAUCCGGUUUCAUAGAUCUGUUGUAGCAAACUGGUAAUUUUGUUUUGUCCCCUCUGCGGGAUGGACUAAAAUGUCAUAAUCGUCGAGCAACUCGGUCUCUUCAAAUUUUGACUAUAGUGAACCAUACCUGUUUCUGCGAAA
Messenger RNA from Rhodamnia argentea, 2238 nucleotides. RefSeq names its product proton pump-interactor 1-like. The transcript is spliced from 8 exons. The record is from RefSeq and is a predicted model, not a curated record. NCBI's taxonomy places the organism in Eukaryota, Viridiplantae, Streptophyta, Magnoliopsida, Myrtales, Myrtaceae. Bases 157 to 2064 code for a protein of 635 amino acids.